Messenger RNA from Sinocyclocheilus anshuiensis, 2102 nucleotides. Its product is annotated as denticleless protein homolog. The transcript is spliced from 13 exons. Bases 111 to 1865 code for a protein of 584 amino acids. Gene Ontology annotation, molecular function: protein-macromolecule adaptor activity; protein binding. Gene Ontology annotation, biological process: mitotic G2 DNA damage checkpoint signaling; proteasome-mediated ubiquitin-dependent protein catabolic process. Lineage: Eukaryota; Metazoa; Chordata; Actinopteri; Cypriniformes; Cyprinidae. Gene Ontology annotation, cellular component: nucleus. The record is from RefSeq and is a predicted model, not a curated record.
GCCAAUCAGAAGAGCGAACGUCGGUAUCGCGCGGAAUUCGUCUUCGUCGCUUUUUCAAUGUUCGCGGGAAACUGAGCAUUUCUGAAUGAAACACCUAUCCAGCAGGAGCUAUGACUCUUUUUCACCAUGUUGUUGAUCGAGGCGUUAUUAAAAGAAGAUGUAAUGGUCAGCGUCGGCGCUAUCCGCUGUCCUCUCUGCUGGACGGAUACCAGUGCGCUCGACAGGACGAACACACUUCAUACGGAGCCUCGCCUGCUGCUGUGCCGCCGUUUGGAUGCACAUUUUCCUCUGCUCCUGGUCAACAGAGCAGCCUUGCUGUUGCAAACGAGGAAGGGUUUGUGACCAUCUUCAAUACCGGAGAAAAACAGAGCUCUGUGCUGAAAGAGUGGCAGGCACACGAUAAUGCAGUUUUUGAUAUUGCCUGGGUUCCUGGUGCAAACAGCUUGGUAACAGCGUCUGGUGACCAAAUGGCCCGUCUGUGGGAUGUUAUUACUGGUGACCUGCUAGGAACAUUUAAAGGACAUCAGUGCAGUCUUAAAUCAGUGGCUUUUUCCAAGCAAGAGAGAGCUGUUUUUAGCACUGGAGGCAGAGAUGGGAACAUAAUGAUUUGGGACACAAGAUGCAGUAAGACCAUUAAAAUGUGGGAUUUGCGGAAGAACUACACUGCAUACUACCACAACCCCCUCCCUCUACAGGCCUAUCCUUACCCAGGCUCCUGCACACGCAAACUUGGUUAUUCUGGUCUGUCACUGGACUCCACUGGCUCCAGACUGUUCUCCAACUGCACAGACGACAAUAUCUACAUGUUCGACAUCAGUGGUUUGAAAACAACUCCAGUUGCUGUGUUCAGCGGUCACAGUAACUCCUCAUUUUAUGUGAAGUCCAGUGUCAGCCCAGAUGACCAGUUCCUGGCCAGUGGUUCAAGUGACCAUCAUGCUUAUAUAUGGAAGAUUCCAGACCCGAAACAAGCUCCCAUGAUGCUUCAGGGCCAUAGCCAGGAAGUCACAUCAGUGGCCUGGUGCCCCAGCGAUUUCACCAAGAUUGCUUCCUGCUCUGAUGACAACACUGUUAGGAUCUGGCGCUUGAAUCGCAGACCAGACGGAGAAAACUCAUCGAACCGAGACCCAAACCUUGUAGGCUGGACACUUCGUAAAAUCCAAUCACCACCCAGAGCACCUGGCCCUUACAGCCCUGUUGAAAUCACUCCAGCCAAAAGUUCUGGAUGCGAGAGGGCUGUCUCUCUGGCUUCACCCCAGCCUGCUGCUUGCGCCCCUAUGGGUGCUGAUUUACCCCUGCCAUCAAACACAUCUGCACCUUCGGCCAAAGUCAGCAGCCCCAAAAUGCCCUCGUCCAUCCAGCAGUGGAUCAGCCGCGGUACAUCUCCUCUUCGUAAGGUGCUCACACCUGUCCUCCAGGGCCCUUCCUCCGAACGCCGCGCAAAGCGCCGACUGGAAACAGGUGAUGGGUCUGGUUUGGGAGAGGAGAGUGACGGGGUGUCUGAACUGUAUCCUGACGUAAAGAGGAGCAGGAGUUCAGUAAGCGCACAGAAUGAGAAAGGUGAUCUAUUCAGUUUGCAAACAGAGGAGAGGCUCAGCUCGGCUGGACAAGCUGGCACUGGCAAAGAGAACAGCUCUCCGAGGAGGACUGAUUGGCUUUCUGUGAUCAGCCAGAGAUUUAAAGGAUCCGCUCAACCAAAAAGCCCCAACGGUGGCAGCAAACGGCACGAUGCAAGAACACACAGCUCUCCAGCAGCAGUCUCACCAUGUCCAAUAAGAGUUGUCUCUUCACCGCCAACCAAGAAAGCAUCACCAUCCAGACCCACGAAAAAAAUCUCUUGCUACUUUGUGAAAAGAACCCAAGACUGAUCAUUGUGUGGCAAGAUAUCCGAGACUGUGUCUCAAUAUGACACAUCUAUGGUUUAAGUUCAGGUCCAGUUUUUUUGAGACCAAGCUUAUGUAUUUAUGUAUGUGAUGUGUAUAUAUUCUUUUUAUCGAAUUGUUUUUAAAUAUGUAUACGUUUCAAAAAGGGUCAUAUUGAUGAUCGUUUCGGUAAACGUUACGAAGUCAUUCGACAACGCAAUUAAACUCUACAAGUUUUCUGAA